Panicum virgatum (switchgrass) is the source of this 1458-nucleotide messenger RNA. RefSeq lists its product as uncharacterized. The record is from RefSeq and is a predicted model, not a curated record. Bases 12 to 1085 code for a protein of 357 amino acids. The transcript has 2 exons. Lineage: Eukaryota; Viridiplantae; Streptophyta; Magnoliopsida; Poales; Poaceae.
CGCGCGGGUCGAUGGAGAUUGGCAGCGGCUGCGACGGCGGCGCCACCGAGCAUCCUAGAAAACGGAAGAAGGCGGCGGCGGAGGAGGAGGAGGCGGUGUACGACCACGAGGAGGAGGAGGUGUACGAGCACGAGGAGGGCGUGAUCCCGGCGGAGCUGGUCGAGGGAAGCAAGCAUGGCAAUGGAUCUAUCUUCAGGCCCGACGAGCAUCCCCUGCACAGCCUCUACCACCUCCACGACACCAGGGAGACUCGCUUGGGACCAAUGAGGCUGUCGGAACCGAUCGACAUCUGCCUCCCGCGCUGGACCGCUUGCAGGCAACACAAGGGUUGCGCCAUGAUGCAGAUCUUCUCGCUCAAGCUCAGCAAGCUACCAAGAGGAGCAGCAGCCGCCGGCCAUGGCGGCCCCAUCCAGCUGUACGGGUUCAUGGCCGUCCGCGAUCUACUGAACCCUCUCCGCAACUACGUCUUCAACCGCACCAGGGAGGAUCCGUUCGUCAUCCAGGACCUCCGCUCGGACCCCUUCAUCAACCUCUCCGGCCCCAAGAGAGGCAUCUACCUGCAGUGCCGGGUGCUGGUCGAGUACGACAUGAAGAUAAAGAGAGGUGAAGACACGGGAGACGAUGAUCUGCCCCUCAUUGAUGGAGCUGCCACAUUCUGCGAGCUGACCUUCAUCCAUGGCGCCAUCACCAACCGGAUCAAGGGAGACUGCGGCGCCCGGGUGGACAUUGCCCAAGCACUCCUCCAUGAAGCUGUGGAGGCCACGGUGCAGGUUUGGGUGACAGAUUCAGGAGGGAAUGCCAGUAGUGGCCUAGACCUGUCUAUAACCGGUUUUGUUGGUCGAAUACCCCAGGAGAUCAAGAUCUUCCGUGGCACCAUCGGGGACCUAUGUGACGUGAAGAGAUUUGUGGUUGCUGUGAGGUUGAACUCUGUCUUGUUUCUGCAUUUUAAGGUUCCAGCUCUUGGAGCAGAUCCCAUCUGCAAGUUUGCCGCCAAUGCUGUAGCGCAUGGAUGCACCUACCGUUGCCAUGAACUCGAUGAUUCCUCAACUAUAGAAGUCAAAGUGACCUGGUCAAAUCUGUACUAGCCGGUUCAUGCAUGUGACCUUCGAAUCCACAGUGCAAGUUUGAUAUCCAGAGAAUAUUCAUGUAAUCUUCUUAUUUGUUCAUGAGUAGAAGUUGUCUUAUCCAAAAUGUGUAUGGUUCUUAUUUUGGAACCUGAUUAAAGGUUUACCCUCUUUGCAAUUUAUCUGGUUCACAUAGAUGACUUGGCUGCUAGAGUGGUGUGUUUUUCCCCCCUUUGUAGGUUGGUGAGGAUGAUCAAAAGUUGCCUGAAGGAAUUAGUAUGGAUAUGGUUUCAAGGAUCAUAAUAGAGAAUGGCUAUGCCUGACCAGUUGUUUGGACCCUCUGAAUAGUCAGUCACAAGGCUGUAUUAAGUGCCGUUGAAAAUGAUUGCAUAUC